AUGCUGCCUGUCUUGAGUGCCCGAAGGGCGUUCUCACUCUUCUUGUCGGGCUUGUUCCUCCACCUCAGCAUUCCAAUGCCUCAAGUCUGCUGCAUUCAAGUUCCACUUCGGACGGAUCAGCCUUUCUCUUCGUCAGCUUCGAGCGCACACGGUCGUUUCUUGCACAUCACCGACCUACAUCCGGAUCCAUUCUACUUGUCCGGAGGGAGCGUCGAGGCGGGCUGUCACGAGAAGAAACCGAAGGGCGGCAGGAGAGCAGGGGCAUGGGGUACGCCUAUAAGGUGAGAGAGGCCCUGCGGAUCGCCUCUGCGUGGAAGAGUGCUGGGGAAAAGACCUUCCAAAGGCUGCUUGCCAGCUCGUGUGAUGGAUAAGAGGCCGUUGGGCAAGACUGUCAUCUUGGGAUCGAUCAUCUGCUGACCCUGACUUCUGCGAUGAUCGCCCUCCCAGCGACUGCGACUCGCCUCCACACUUGAUAGAAGCCUCUUUAGAUUGGCUUGCGCACAACUUCAUGCCCACCUCAUCCUCCACCUCGCGAGGGGAACGCGCAUCAGAAGUAAGCGCAAGGCAUGAUGAAGCAGAUGGAGGACGAGGGGUGGAUUUCAUCAUUUGGACAGGUGAUUCUGCCAGACACGAUUUAGAUUCUGGCCAUCCUAGAACCAGAUCGGAGAUAUACGAACUCAAUAGAUGGGCUGUAGGAGUGCUCGAGAAGCGAUUUCCUGGUGUGCCUCUGGUUCCUACUAUUGGCAACAACGACAUUGUGAGUCUAUGCGGGCUACGGAACGUGAGCCGGGCAUUGGCGCACGUACUGCGACUGCGCCACCGGUCUGCGCACAAACACUCAAGCUGACUCGAGGCAAGUCGAUACCAAUCACAGUUCCCUCAUAACAUUCUCUUUGCAGGUCCUAACGAUGUGACGCGAAGCUACCUGUCCAUCUGGACAGAUCAUAUCCCAGAAGAUCAAUCACAUACAUUUUUCGUUGGAGGCUACUACUCCAAAGAGGUUCUUCCAUCCCAGAAUCUGUGGGUGCUGAGCCUGAACACAUUAUGGUGGUACGAUUCCAAUAGAGCAGUGGAUGGGUGCAAGAGAUCCAAAAAGGGCAAAAAGGACCAAGGAGAUCCGGGGAGCAGACACUUGGAUUGGUUAGAGGCUCAGUUGGGAAUGCUCAGGAAGCGAGGAGCCGCUGUGCAUCUCAUCGGCCACGUCCCUCCGACUGCUGGGAACUACUUUCCUAGAUGUGAGUUCUGCGCUCACAUCCUGCUUGGGAGCAGACAGGGACUCAUCAAACUUCUUGUGCUCGCCGAACUUAGGUUACGAUAGAUAUACAGACAUUGUGCUUCGAUUUCAAGACACGAUAGUUGGGCAACACUACGGCCACAUGAACGUGGACGGCUUGUUCAUUCAGGAAGACUCCUCGGCCAACAGUGAUGCGAUGUCGCAGCGCGAUGACGCGCUCACUCCAGCACGCCUGGGAAUUCUUGUCGAACGCCGUGCCGAGGAGCAUGGUAACACUACGCGCGAUGAAGAGGUGCACGUUCAAAGUCUCAGUGCGGACCUGAGACACGACUUCAAGACUUUGCCUGGUGAAGCUCGGACGGAUUUAGAUCUGUACCACGCAUUCUUUGCGGCGCCCAGCAUCGUACCGUGAGUGAAUGAGGUAGAUAGUCUCAGGUCAAGCCUACAUGCGAGUGUUUGAGGCUGACGAUUGCUGUCGUCUUGAUUACGUCGACAGUACCUUCUGGCCUGCUGUCAGAGUAUGGACUUACAACGUCACCCGUGCGCGGCAUGGGUCCCUCCAAAAUCUGUCGUCGACUGAACGUGAAGUAGAAGACGUUGGCAGGCAGAUUAUCGAGCUACGCUCAGCCCAAGCAAUGGGAGCGGAGAGCGACGCGGACGAAUUGGCCGAGGCGGAUUUGUUUGGAGAGCGGCAUGAAGGAGCUCCCCUGCACACGGCGAAGCGCAAGCAUCGACGCAAAAAGCAUCGCAGACACAAGAACCUGCCUCGUCAUGUCUCGCCAUCCUCUCCAAGCCGAAGCAAUGGCCGUUUCAGUCUUCUUGGCUACUCUCAGUGGAUCUGCGAUUUGGACGCAGCAAAUGAGCGAGAGGCGGACAUGGAUGCUAUGCACUGGGAAAGCGCGUCUCGCAAGAAGUCCGACGGCCUGCAGUUCUACUUGGAGUAUGCUACUUAUCAGCCCGAGACGCUGUGGGCCGAGCUUUUGCAGCAGAGCGACUCUUCGGCGCUCGAAAGGGGUACGAGCAAGCCACAAGGAAACCACGCGCACCCGAGCGAGUCCUCAGCCGCCAAGCACAUACCCGUUCCAAAGCAUCUGUUGCAAGCCGAAUUGAAGAGGCUCAAGUCGGAUCCUCCUAGAUGGAUACAUGGCCGAUAUCACUCUUCGGAGUCGGACCAGCUCAAUGGCGGUAGCGAGAUGAGCAAACAUCGAAAAUUGCACAUGCCCAAGCGUCUAAAGCAUCUGACGGAUUGGGACCUGCCUUCCUUGACCAUACCUGAUCUGCUGCAGUUUGGCAGACGGCUUGCAAGCGACAAGAAAUUGUGGAAGAGAUAUAGAAGGAGGAUAUACGCUGAUUCUGGAGCUUUGGAUUGA
This is a messenger RNA of Ceraceosorus bombacis, 2604 nucleotides long. Lineage: Eukaryota; Fungi; Basidiomycota; Exobasidiomycetes; Ceraceosorales; Ceraceosoraceae. The record is from the annotation of a GenBank genome assembly.